Molecule: messenger RNA, 2088 nt
Organism: Drosophila kikkawai
Lineage: Eukaryota; Metazoa; Arthropoda; Insecta; Diptera; Drosophilidae
Gene: Prat
Product: Phosphoribosylamidotransferase
Biological process (GO): purine nucleotide biosynthetic process; purine nucleobase biosynthetic process
Molecular function (GO): amidophosphoribosyltransferase activity
Source: RefSeq, a predicted model, not a curated record
GACCGAUCAAUAUUAGGCUUGAUCGCCGAUUUCCCCCCGACCCCCUCCGCACAGAAUUAAGCUGCGCGUGCGAGCGCAGGAUUUUUCGUGUAUAAAACAGUUGCAUAAACCAACAGCAGCAACAUGUCGACGCCACAGCAACAGCAACAGCAUGUGCGCGUGGUCGAGCAGCAGCCGCAACAGGUGGAACCAGCUGAAGGGGCCGCGACCUCCAGCUCUAUCGGUGGCACGGAAUCCAUAUCGGCCAGCAAGGAGCUAACCGGUUUGACCCACGAGUGCGGCGUGUUCGGUGCCAUUGCUUGCGGGGAUUGGCCCACGCAGAUGGACAUUGCGCACGUGAUCUGCCUGGGGCUGGUGGCGCUGCAGCAUCGCGGUCAGGAGUCCGCUGGCAUAGCCACCAGCGAGGGCAAGUGCUCCAAGAACUUCAACGUGCACAAGGGCAUGGGCAUGAUCAGCACCCUGUUCAACGACGACUCCAUGAAGAAGCUCCGCGGCAACCUGGGCAUUGGGCACACGCGCUACUCCACCGCUGGUGCCUCCGAAGUGGUUAAUUGCCAGCCGUUCGUGGUGCAUACUGCCCACGGAGCACUGGCCUUGGCCCACAAUGGCGAGCUGGUCAACAACGAAUCUCUAAGGCGAGAGGUCUUGGCCAGGGGAGUGGGAUUGUCCACCCACAGCGACAGUGAGCUGAUCGCGCAAUCCCUUUGCUGCGCCCCCGAGGACGUCUCGGAGUUGGAUGGACCCAAUUGGCCGGCUAGGAUCAGACACUUCAUGAUGCUAGCCCCGCUUUCGUACUCGCUGGUCAUUAUGCUGAAGGAUAAGAUCUACGCUGUGAGAGACACCUAUGGCAACAGACCGCUCUGCAUCGGAAAAAUCGUUCCAAUCAAUGCUGGACAUGGAAAUCGCGAGGAUACGCCCGCCGACGGUUGGGUGGUUUCCAGCGAGAGCUGCGGCUUCCUCUCCAUUGGAGCAAGGUAUGUGCGAGAGGUUGAGCCCGGCGAGAUUGUGGAGCUCACCCGGAGUGGGUAUCGCACUGUGGACAUAGUGGAGCGACCCGAUUUCAAGCGAAUGGCUUUUUGCAUCUUUGAGUACGUGUACUUCGCCCGAGGCGACAGUAUCUUUGAGGGUCAAAUGGUCUACACAGUGAGGCUGCAGUGCGGCCGGCAGCUGUGGCGCGAAGCACCGGUGGAGGCGGACAUCGUUAGCUCCGUUCCUGAAUCUGGAACAGCGGCGGCGCAUGGAUAUGCCCGGGAAUCGGGCCUUGACUUUGCCGAGGUACUCUGCAGGAAUCGAUACGUAGGACGUACCUUCAUCCAACCGUCGACCAGGUUGCGCCAGCUUGGCGUGGCCAAGAAGUUUGGAGCUCUGUCGGAGAAUGUGGCUGGCAAGAGAUUGGUCCUUAUCGAUGACUCCAUCGUGCGGGGCAACACUAUCGGGCCCAUAAUCAAGCUGUUGCGGGAUGCAGGCGCUAGGGAGGUGCACAUACGCAUAGCUAGUCCGCCGCUGCAGUAUCCUUGCUAUAUGGGUAUCAAUAUACCCACGCGCGAGGAGCUGAUUGCCAACAAGCUGAACGCCGAUCAGUUGGCCAGACAUGUGGGCGCCGACAGUCUGGCUUAUCUUAGCGUGGAAGGUCUGGUUGAGGCGGUGCAGCAGAAGCAAAGGGAUGCAGCAGGCGAUGGACAGUCCAAGCCCACGGGCCACUGCACCGCCUGCCUCACUGGCGAGUAUCCCGGUGGACUGCCCGACGAGUUGAGUUGGUAAUAUCUUCCAGAAACCAGUUUUAUUACUCUCUUUUGCCCACCAACCACACAAACAGAACGAUUGCAGUAUCAAAAGCCAUUGAGGGCGCGGAAAUGCUGUCACAAAUUUUGCAUUUAGCUUAUCUAGCAUUACAGACUCACUCACCCAUUCCCAUAUACACUCUCUCUACCUUCUUAGAUCCUAAGCGAAGGGCCAUCGAGCUCUCCCAAACUUGUUUUGUCUCUGAAACUACACACUCAUAGUACAAAAUAUAGCCCUCUAUAUUGCCCCCCCUGGAGUUUUUUGAUUCAGAAUGCCAAUAAUAAAGACAUUUAGAAUAAGAAGAAA